Molecule: messenger RNA, 4324 nt
Organism: Linum trigynum
Lineage: Eukaryota; Viridiplantae; Streptophyta; Magnoliopsida; Malpighiales; Linaceae
Source: the annotation of a GenBank genome assembly
CUGUGUUAAGUAGUGAUAACUACUACAUGGAUGUUAGUAUAGAAAUGGGUAGGAAAUUUUUCUGUACUUUUGUUCAUGCACCCUCUACAGCUGUUAGUAGAAGGGAUUUUUGGGAGCAACUUAGCUCUCUGCGGAGUAGUAGGGAUGAUAACUGGGUGGUUGUAGGGGACUUCAAUGCUGCGGUUUAUGAGAAUGAAAAGGAAGGGAGAUGCCCUCUUAGGUACGAGAAUGUUGAACCCUUUAAGAGAUUCAUAUUCCAAAAUGCUCUUAUUGAUCUCAGAUACAAAGGGGAACCUUUCACUUGGACCAAUAAGAGAACGGGCCAAAACCUGACGAGGGUGAGAUUGGAUCGUGUGCUCUGCUCAACAUCCUGGCGUGCACAAUUUGGAGAAGCAGUGGUCUUCCAUGAGAAAAUGGUGGAGUCUGAUCACUGCCCGAUCAGACUUGAGCUUCACUAUCGUGGUAACAGGAGGAAGAAGACACCCUUUAGGAUUGAUGGAAGAUGGUUGGAGAAAGAAGAAUGCAAGGAGAUAAUAGCAAGAGCGUGGGACCCGGGAGGACUCUCAACUGACCAGCUGACCAAAUGUCAAAGAGAUUUAAAAGAGUGGGCUAAAGACUUCCAUAAGAGUAGUAUGCAAAGGGAGCAAGAUAUACUUUCUAAGCUCGAAAGUCUUCAACAACCGCCAAGAACGACAGAGAAUGUGGAGGAGGAAAAGAGGUUGACUAUCGAGCUGACUAAGUUGUGGAGGGAUGAAGAAGAGUUCUGGAGUCAAUGCUCGAGAGUUAACUGGCUCCAAAAAGGUGAUCAAAAUACUUCUUUCUUUCAUUCAAGCACUAUCCAGAGGAAGCAUAGGAACAAAAUUCUGAAACUCCAAGAUGGAGAAGGAAAUUGGAUCGAAGAUGAGAAUAGCCUUAAAAAUCUAGCAGAAGGUUUUUACAAAGAACUCUUUAAGGCCAGGAAUCCUUUUCCCUUUAACCAUUUGUUAGAAGGCUUCCCUGAAAAGGUGACUACGGAGAUGAACGAGGAUCUUUGUGCUACGGUGACUAACGGGGAAAUUAGAAAAGCUGUUUUCUCCCUGGGAGCUCGCAAAGCUCCGGGUCCCGAUGGGUUCUCAGGAAUUUUUUAUAGGAGAUACUGGGAUAUUUUAGGGGACACAUUAUGUCGAGAAGUUCGAGGAUUCUUUGAAACUGCGAACAUGCCAGAUGGAUGGAAUGAAACUCACAUUGCAAUGAUUCCCAAGGUCGACAACCCGGAGUUGAUAAGCCAGUACCGUCCUAUUAGUUGCUGUAAUUUUAGAUACAAGAUCAUAUCUAAGAUUAUGACAACGCGUCUUAAGAGGUGGACUCCAGAGCUGGUUUCAGAGCUCCAAACAGCAUUCACUGGGGGAAGGCUUAUUCAAGAUAACAUUAUCAUUGUCCAUGAAGCCCUUCACCAUUUCAAGAACCACAAGCUUGGGCGUAGGAGGGAUAUGAUGUUGAAACUGGAUAUGAAGAAGGCUUACGAUAUGGUGGAUUGGGAUUGUCUGGAGGCUCUUCUCAAGAAAUAUGGGUUUGACAAUAGAUGGUGUGGUUGGGUCAGUGCAUGCAUUAGAACGGUCAGCUUCUCCAUUCUGUUCAAUGGAGAAGCAACUGACUCGUUCAAGCCUUCCCGGGGAAUUCGACAAGGAGACCCACUAUCGCCUUUCUUAUUCAUUCUCAUGUCUAACGCCCUUACCUUCCUUAUUGAUAAGGCUGUGGAGAGUGAUAAGUUGAAAGGGAUUAAACUGAAUUCCAGAUGUCCAGUGCUCACUCACUGCCUGUUUGCUGAUGACACGGUUAUUUUCGGGAAAGCAGAUUAUCAAGAAGCGCAAAAUAUUAUAGAUAUCAUUGGGGAGUAUGGAGCUAUCACAGGCCAAGAAGUUAAUAUUAACAAGUCUUCAGUGUUCUUUAGUGCUAAUGUCCCCGACGAUGUGAAAGAUCAUAUUAUUGCGAGCAUUGGAUUUGCUUCCUCGAAUUGCCACUCAAAGUAUCUUGGAGUCCCGACGGAAUGGGGAAAUUCGAAGAAGGAAACUUUUAAUUUCCUCAUUCAAAGGAUGGAAAAAAUGGGGGAGGCAUGGAAAAGUCUCCUUCUCUCUCAUGGGGGAAAAGAAAUACUUCUGAAAGCGGUUAUUCAAGCUAUUCCAUCCUUUAUCAUGUUCUUAUUCUAUCUCCCAAAAUCCCUCACCAAGAGAAUGGACUCUCUCCUUAGUAACUUCUUUUGGUCAGGGUCUAUGCAAAAGAGUAGCCUCCAUUGGUGUAGGAAAGAGAUUCUUUGUCUGCCUAAGUCAGAGGGAGGCCUGGGCUUCAGGAGCUUCAAUGACUUUAACCUUGCUCUACUGGCUAAGCAGGCCUGGCGCCUCCUCACGACCCCUGAUUCUUUGUGGAGCAGGCUCCUUAAAGGGUUGUACUUCCCCAGAGGUGAUUUUCUUAAUGCUAAAAAGGGAAGCAGAGCGUCGUGGAUCUGGGCUAGUCUCUGGGAGGCAAAGAAGGUGAUUGGGUUAGGGGCAGUUAGAGUGAUUGGUUCAGGUGAAGAAGCGUGGGUCGAUCAAGACCCAUGGAUCCCCUUUUUGGAGGGUUAUACUCUCAGGACUGGCCCCCAGAAUCAUCGGAAGGUCAACGAGUGGAUUGACCCAGGAGAAAGGAAAUGGAAGACGGAUGUAAUCAAGGGACAUGUAUCUGACUCAGAACUUGAAGCUAUUCUCAGGAUACCCAUUGGGGAGGAGGGAGCAGAAGACUUUUGGGCCUGGAACUUCAAUGAGGAGGGAAGAUUUACUGUGAGAUCUGCAUACCAUAAGAUUCACAGAGCCAACACUAGUGCUCAACCAAGCGGGAAUACUGAUAAAUGGAAGUGGAUUUGGAGCCUUCACCUCCCCCCGAAGCUGAAGUUUUUUGUUUGGAGAUGCUCCAGGAACGGGUUAGCAACGAAAGAGAGACUGCUCCAGAGAAAAUGUGCUCCCAACUCUUCGUGUCAGGUGUGUCAGAAUCCCGUGGAAACGAUUAAUCACUGCCUGUUCCAUUGUCCUCAUGCCAAGGUGGCUUGGAAUGAGUUGUUUCCGUCCCUUCCUUUACCCCCUCAGGGAACCUUGUUCUUUGACUGGUUAUGCUCCCUUAAAGAUGUCGUCCAGCAAAGCUCUUUGAUCCAUAUUAUCUUCCUGUGCUGGAAUAUUUGGAAGGCAAGAAACGAAUGCUCUUUCAAAGGUAGAGUCCCGUGGCCUCCAAAUGUGUGUCAAUGCACCUAUAAAGAGCUCACUGAAUGGAAUUCGUGUCCGAGGUCCCCACCUCCCCUGCCUUCCCACCCCACUCAGCUCAGGGGAACCCAGUCUCAUACGAAUCCUCCGCCAAGUAAUCAGUCUUUGAUGAUUCACUGUGAUGGGUCGUUUAUUAGCGACUCCCAGCCGGCGGCAUAUGGUGUUGUGGUUGUUAACCACCAUGGACAAGUGUGUGAUGGGAGAGCUGAGAAUCUUCUUUGUUCCACCCCAAUUGAAGCGGAAACUAAGGCCCUUCUCGAAGGAGUGAAAUUAGCUCAAGAAUAUGGAUCCGAGUGUACGGUUCUAUCCGACUGCCAGGUGCUGGUGAAAGCUUUGGACAACGAUCGCUCUCGAGGGCCGUGGAGGUGUGCAGCCUGGAUCAGUUCGAUUGUUUCUAUCCUUCGGACAAACCCUCUCAUCAAAAUCAAAGAAGUGCCCAGAACACUUAAUGUCAGAGCGGACUGGGUUGCACGUUCGAAAGCUAGAGCGUCUCUGCCUGAUGAUUGGAUUAAUAUUCUUGAUCUCAUUUCUGAUCUUCUUUAAAGAAUUGUAACCGAGUUUCUCAGCUUUCAUUUGAUUGGUGGAAUAAAAGUUGAUACCCUUUGUCAAAAAAAAAAAAAAAAAUCAGAGACUGCUGAGUUAUAGCUAGCCCCUACUUAUGGUUCGUAAUGUGCAGCGGCGUAUCCAGAACACAGAAAUGCACUGGACCGCAUUUUAUUAGAAAAUUAGAAUAGUAAAAAAGUAUCAUGAUUAUAAUUUUUUUACAAUGUAAAUUGUACACGACGGUAUUUUAAUUUAGCGAAUGCAUUAAUGGAGUGCACAUCCAUACCAAUAGUAUACACUGUUUCAAAUAAAAUACUUGAGCAAUCGACUAGAAAUUCAUCGCUCAUUUUGUUGCGCAAAUCAAUUUUCACGUGUUUCAUUGUUGAAAAGGUUCUCUUCGUAUUAGCUGUUGAAACAAGCAGCAUCAACACUAGACAAAUCAAUCUACCAAUCAAUUUGCAUUGUGUUUCCAUCCCUAUAUCCACCCGCUGCUCUAGUAAAUUUUCAAGGUAACA